AUGGCUUCAUGCUUUAUACGAAAUUUUACAUACUCAGAUCUUGGCUCAUCAUUAUGGGGAAUGACUUUGAUACUCGCAUCAACAAAUCUCCUCAUUGCAAGAAUUGCUGCUGGUUGUUUAAUUGUUGCUCUAUUUGUGGUGCUCUGUAUUGCUAAAAACUGGACACUUCGUGGACUUUGUAUCGGAUUCAUCAUUUUCCUUGCUUUAAUUUGGGUUCUGCAAGAAAUGACAACAGUCUGUAUUCUCCGUUACGUUAUUCUCUUUAUAGGUGUGAUGAACAGCUUGUUUUCAGUAUAUGAUAUCUAUGAUGAUUUAAUAUCUCGAAGAGUCAACUCCAGUGAUGCUGAGAAGUUUGCUGAAAUUUGUCCUUGUUGCAAUGGAGUUGGAUGGGGAGUCAUAUGGGGAAUGGUAUCAUUUACAUUUCUUUGUGGAUCAAUGUAUUUGGGACUUGCCAUCUUAUCAUGAGGAUUAGAGUCUUGGGUCCAAACUCAUCUUGGGGUUGCAGAGAACUCAUAUAUCUGUGUUUCAUUCCAAAUUUUGUAGCCUGAUUCAAUUGAUACUAAAAAAUAUUUAUGCCUUCAUUCUUUUAACCCUUUUUAUUGAGGGUUACAUGUGAUUAUUUUCAUAAUUUUUUAUAGGAGCUUUUUAUUUUACUCAUAUAUAUCUAUUCUUGUAGAGGCUGGAGAGUGAUUUAAACAAUUGACAUGAACUGCUUAAUCCAAUGUGUAUUCAUAUA
Molecule: messenger RNA, 736 nt
Organism: Humulus lupulus (European hop)
Lineage: Eukaryota; Viridiplantae; Streptophyta; Magnoliopsida; Rosales; Cannabaceae
Exons: 7
Coding region: 1-465 (154 amino acids)
Source: RefSeq, a predicted model, not a curated record